GGUGACCAGGGCCAGGUAACCAGAUAACCUCACCUCACCUCACUACAUGGAAGUAAGUUUCUCCCCUUUCACAUAGCGAAGGACCUCAGGACCUCAGGACCUCGACUCUAUUUCAAUUGCCUUCAAGUCACCUCGCAUCGCUGUUUCUCUCACAUGCGAAUGAUUAAGGCAUAAGAAUACCUUCUACCUGCUAAUGCACCAUGGGCAGCCUGAUCGAUGAGAAGAUGGAGAGCAACGAGACCACGCCAUUGAUUGCCACUGUACGGGUUGCACCCGCGAGACAACGAUACAGCCAUAGCGUAGUCCGUCGAUUCUGCACAAUUGCUCUCGGAUCCUCUUUGAUCGCUCUCACUGUCCUAUUCCUCCUCCCAGUCGCCCUCCUCCCGGAUCAUCACCAUCGAAAAUUCCCCCACUAUCGCCCUCAGCCGCAAUCAAUUGCUUUCGAGGAGCUUCAAGCAAUAUUGCUAGAGACGCCAAGGGAGGAGAAGGCACAAGAAUGGAGCAAGUACUACACAUCUGGACCACAUUUGGCAGGAAAGAACUAUAGCCAGGCUGUCUGGACACAGGAGAGAUGGGAGGAGUGGGGAAUCAAGUCUGGUAUUGUGGCAUAUGAUGUCUACAUCAAUUACCCCCUCGGCCAUCGACUCGCUUUAUACGAGAACAAGAAGAAGGGCAAAGAUGAUGUGGAUUCGUGGAAAGUCAAAUUCGAAGCGAGCCUUGUGGAAGAUGUCCUAGAUGAAGAUCCAACCACUGGACUGGAAGACAGCAUUCCCACGUUUCAUGGCUAUUCUGCAAGCGGAAACGUCACAGCACCCUACGUCUAUGUUAACUACGGAACAUACCAGGACUAUGAGGAUUUGAUAAAUGCGAACAUUAGCUUGGAAGGAAAGAUUGCGGUUGCAAAGUAUGGGGGAAUCUUCAGAGGUCUCAAGGUGAAGCGUGCUCAGGAGUUGGGAAUGGUUGGCACAAUCCUCUUCUCGGACCCUGGAGAUGAUGGAGCUGCAAGCGACGAGAACAACGUAACAACAUACCCCAAAGGUCCUGCGAGAAACCCGAGUAGCGUACAACGAGGCAGUGCCCAAUUCCUAAGCGUCGCUCCUGGGGAUCCAACAACCCCUGGUUAUCCUUCGAAGCCUGGAGUUCCACGCCAACCAGUCGAAGGAGGAAUCCCCUCGAUUCCCUCGAUCCCAAUUUCAUAUGUCGAUGCUAUUCCGAUUCUCAAAGCUCUCAAUGGACAUGGUCCAUCCUCAAAGGACUUGAACAAACAUUGGGAACGAAAUCAAGGACUGAAGUACAAAGGUGUUGAUUAUAAUGUUGGACCCUCCCCGGAUGAUUUGGUCCUCAAUCUCGUUAACGAACAGGAGUACGUGACAACACCUCUCUGGAAUGUCAUUGGUGUCAUCAAUGGCACUCUUCCCGACGAAGUGAUCGUUAUCGGCAAUCACCGUGAUGCCUGGAUUGCUGGUGGAGCAGGAGACCCAAACAGUGGUUCGGCAGCGCUCAAUGAAGUCGUUCGCUCGUUCGGUGUUGCACUUUCCCAAGGCUGGAAACCUUUACGUACUAUUGUCAUCGCAAGCUGGGACGGUGAAGAGUACGGAUUGGUUGGGUCAACAGAAUGGGUAGAAGAAUACCUCCCGUGGCUCUCGCAUGCCAACGUUGCAUACGUCAAUCUAGACGUCGCAACUGUCGGACCUAUCUUCCAUGCUUCAGCUUCCCCGCUUCUCAACAAAUUAUUGUACGAAGUCACAGCAUUGAUCCCAUCGCCCAACCAAACCGUGCCGGGCCAGACGCUUGGCGAUCUCUGGAAUGGCCAUAUCAGUACCAUGGGCAGUGGAUCAGAUUUCACUGCUUUCCAAGACCAUGCUGGCGUUCCGUCCAUCGACUUUGGCUUCGGGCCUAAUGAAGAAGAUACGAAUAAUGCCGUUUACCAUUAUCACUCGAACUACGAUUCCUAUUAUUGGAUGAACACAUAUGGGGACCCAGGAUUCCAUUACCACAUAGCCACGGCCAAGUUAUUCGGUCUGUUUACUGCAAGAUUGGCAGAAUCUCCUGUUAUACCACUUAAUGCUACCGACUACGCUAUCGCCCUUGACGAAUACAUCUCGAAAGUGGAAUCUAAACUUUCCGGCACGGCAGAGGAAGACGAUAUCGAAGUUCGAGCACGCCCAACUCCGACUGGGCACAAGGGCGACCUAGAAGAUCUGAAGGUGUCCUUCAAGAGACUCCACAAAGCCGCCAAAAAGCUCAAGAAAGCAGCUAAAGCCCACGAUGCGUGGGCCAUAGAAUUAGCUGAGGAGGCAGGACAAGACAUUCCCUGGUGGAAGUGGUACUCCAAGAUAAAGCUCUACUACAACAUCCGCAGAGCCAAUAGCAAAUACAAGUAUCUCGAGCGACAAUUCCUGUAUUCGAAAGGAUUAGAUAGCCGCCCUUGGUUCAAGCAUAUUGUCUUUGCGCCUGGUCUGUGGACGGGCUAUUCCGGGGCCGUGUUUCCUGGGCUCGUAGAGGCGAUUGAUGCAAAGGAUUAUGGCAUUGCGCAGAAGUGGGUGGGGAUUAUUCAUGGCAGCUUGUACAAAGCGGCAGGUAGCUUGGAGUAGGAAUGGUGGAGGUUGCCCCUAUUUCAGGAUACAUAUAGUGCAUGCCACGAGAAGUUUUCUCUCCUUCGUAAUAAGGGAUUUUAGUAUUCGGGCGACGUAGAUAAAAGUAGAUGAAUGAAAGAGUGUAUCCCAG
Molecule: messenger RNA, 2727 nt
Organism: Hyaloscypha bicolor E
Lineage: Eukaryota; Fungi; Ascomycota; Leotiomycetes; Helotiales; Hyaloscyphaceae
Product: Zn-dependent exopeptidase
Exons: 2
Coding region: 201-2594 (797 amino acids)
Molecular function (GO): carboxypeptidase activity
Source: RefSeq, a predicted model, not a curated record